AUGGCCGGCACGCUCCCUCCUCUAUUUGAGAUCUCCGACGAUGAUCAUGGAGGAUAUGGAGCGGUGUCAGUGUAUACCCUUCUGGCAUUGACACUCGUCGUUGUGGUGACACGACUUUCCACUCGGUGGUUUAUUGGUCGUAUCAUCCACUCCGACGAUAUCUUGCUAGCAGCAGCAGCAUUAUUUGCAAUAAUACAAAGCAUACUGGUCCAGCUUGCUAUCUCUCAUGGGCUGGGGCGUAGGGCAUCCACUAUAGGAGAAAGUAGGCUGGCAGAUUAUCUGAAGUACGAGUAUGCGGCACAGAUCCUUCUCAUUGUGACUAUUACCUUUAGCAAGCUAUCGCUCGGGCUGCUUUUCAAGAACUUGAUGACUUCGCGCAGGUCGUUGUUUGCGAAUCAGGCACUUAUGGGGAUAAUCGUUGCAUGGGCAGUGGCGUCUGUUCUGGCUUUAGCCCUCAGAUGCCCAAUGCCAUCGCCCUGGGAAUGGAACCGACUGGAUAAAUGCGUCAACCAGACUGCACUCUUUCAAGCAAUUGCAACGUUAAACAUACUGACUGAUGUCGCCCUUGUUUUACUUCCCUGUAUGAUGCUCCGCAACGUGCAACUAUCUCGAUGGAAGCGGUGCCGAAUUAUGGCCUUGCUAGCGAGCCGACUUUUGGUUUGCAUUGCCACGGGAGCCGAAAUUAAGUACACUGUCGACAUGCUGAAAUCCUCCGACAUUCCAUGGAAAAAUACCAACUCGGCAAUUUGGGACCAGAUUAUGAUGAAUCUCAGUAUCAUCACUACUUCCCUCCCAUCCCUCGGACGCCUUGUUAUCGAGCUCCAACCCAGCAUCUUUGCUUUCACCAUCAAUGAGAACCCUGAUCCCCGCUCCCAAGGUGGUACAUAUAAUUUCACAGGGUUGGGAAAACCAUCAACUGAAAAUGGAAUGAAGCCUGGUACAUCGGUACAGGUAACGAGUGGAUGGCGGGAGUCGCUCAAAGAUGAUGGCGAAAGUAUGGAGGCAUUGGUGCACGACAGCACCCCACAGAAUGCCAUCCAACAGACGAUUCAUUUUGAGGUCCAUUGA
Molecule: messenger RNA, 1068 nt
Organism: Penicillium macrosclerotiorum
Lineage: Eukaryota; Fungi; Ascomycota; Eurotiomycetes; Eurotiales; Aspergillaceae
Exons: 6
Coding region: 1-1068 (355 amino acids)
Source: RefSeq, a predicted model, not a curated record